This is a messenger RNA of Schistosoma bovis, 1136 nucleotides long. Lineage: Eukaryota; Metazoa; Platyhelminthes; Trematoda; Strigeidida; Schistosomatidae. The record is from the annotation of a GenBank genome assembly.
UUAUUGAGCAUUCAAUUCUUCAAUCUAUGUACUACAGAAAAGUCUGUUUGCUUGGGAUACCAGGAACAGCUGUUAUAAAAUGGUGCACACACUUAUUUGUUGUUAAAUAAGAAGAUAUUUAAUACCAAAGAUUAGGUAAAACUACCGAUCAGGCAGGAAGCGCGGUAUUUGAUCUGGGGAGUACGUUUAAAAUGCUAGGUUCUCUCAAAGUAAUGUGCGUUUCCCCAUUUCUUGGACAAAAGUCCCGUUCUAUGGCCACUUUGAAAGAUAUUGCAGUAAGACUACGGUCUGUGAAAAACAUACAGAAAAUCACUGCAUCUAUGAAAAUGGUUUCGGCAUCAAAAUUUGCUAGAGCUGAACGUGAUCUACGUCCAGCCAGACCUUAUGGCUAUGGUGCUCGAGCAUUUUAUCAGACCGCAGAAUUAGUGCCAAAGGAGACCAAACCUAGUGAGAAUGACUUACUAAUCGCAAUCACAUCCGAUAGAGGUCUAUGUGGUGCAGCUAAUAGUAGUAUUGUAAAGGCAAUCAGAGCCCAGCUUCGUAGCAACCCAAAUCUAGAAAAUUCAUGCAAGUUACUCUUGGUUGGCGACAAAUCUCGCGCAAUGAUGAUUCGUCAAUAUCGUAACAUGUUUUUGAUGACUGUCAAUGAAGUCGGCAAAAAGGCACCUACUUUCGAGGAUGCGUCCACAAUAGCUCAGGCGAUAAUAUCAUCUGACUUUAAAUUUGAUAAGGCUGUGAUGUUUUACAAUACAUUCAAGACAGUAGUAUCUUACAUAACGACAAGUCAGCCGCUCUUAAGCCUAAAUAAAUUGUCCUCCUCUGAAAACAUUGGUAUUUAUGACUCAGUAGAUGAUGAAGUCUUGCAAAGUUACAAUGAAUUUCUCCUGACCUCACUAAUUUUUGCUGCUUUAAAAGAGGCAGCUGCUAGCGAACAGUCAGCUCGGAUGACUGCUAUGGACUCGGCUACGAAAAACGCAGGUGAUAUGUUGAGUAAACUGACACUCAGUUAUAAUCGAACACGUCAGGCAGCAAUCACACGUGAGCUCACUGAAAUUAUAUCUGGUGCUGCAGCGGUCUAAUUUUGUUGGCAACUCCAACUAUUACGAGAUAAUAUAAUCCAGUAGUAAAUAUUCAUU